AUUCCUCCUGCUGCUCUCACAGCCUUUUUUUUCCUCGUUCCUCCUCCAUUCAAAUAUCUCAACCUUUCCAUCUACUCCUUCGACUCUCCUCACCCUACUAGUCUGCCAUCCUUCCUUCCCUGAUACCCGCACUGCCAUUCACUUUGGCCUUCUCACGUCUAUGCCUGGAAGGAGGGGGAACAAUUGCCCUGUUUUUCUGGGACUGUUCCAGUUUUAGCACUGAAAGUACUGCAUCUGGGGAACCUGUCAGCCCCAGGCAAAGCAGGACAGCGGAGCACCCCACCUGGAAGGCCCAGACACAGCCCAUCUCGCCGGAGUGGACCAUGCACUGCAGCUGCUUGGCUGAGGGCAUCCCAGCCAACUCCGGCAACUGGAUCUCAGGGUUGGCCUUCCCUGACUGGGCCUACAAAGCCGAGUCGUCCCCAGGCUCCCGGCAGAUCCAGCUGUGGCACUUCAUCCUGGAGCUGCUGCAGAAGGAAGAGUUCCGCCAUGUCAUCGCCUGGCAGCAGGGAGAGUACGGGGAAUUUGUCAUCAAGGAUCCAGAUGAGGUGGCCCGCCUCUGGGGCCGCAGGAAAUGCAAACCACAGAUGAAUUAUGACAAGCUGAGCCGGGCCCUCAGAUAUUACUACAAUAAGAGGAUCCUGCAUAAGACCAAAGGCAAAAGGUUCACAUACAAGUUCAACUUCAGCAAGCUCAUCGUAGUCAACUAUCCUUUGUGGGAAGUGCGGGCGCCGCCAUCCCCCCACUUGCUGCUGGGGGCCCCUGCCCUGUGUCGGCCAGCGCUGGUGCCCGUGGGUGUGCAGAGUGAGCUCCUGCACAGCAUGCUAUUUGCCCAUCAGGCCAUGAUGGAGCAGCUGACAGGACAGCAGACCCCCCGAGGGCCACCAGAGGCCUCUGGGGAUAAGAAGGGGAGCAGCAGCAGCGUCUACCGACUUGGCUCUGCCCCAGGCCCCUGCCGGCUGGGCCUUUGCUGCCAUUUGGGGAGCGUCCAAGGCGAGCUGCCUGGUGUUGCCUCCUUCACUCCUCCCCUCCCGCCCCCUCUGCCCUCCAACUGGACCUGUCUCUCGGGGCCCUUCUUGCCUCCUCUCCUGUCAGAGCAGCAGCUCCCAGGGGCUUUUAAGCCAGACAUCCUGCUCCCAGGACCUAGGAGCCUCCCAGGGGCCUGGCAUUUUCCAGGGCUUCCUCUCUUGGCAGGGCUGGGACAGGGUGCGGGUGAGAGGCUUUGGCUCUUGUCCCUCAGGCCCGAGGGGCUGGAAGUAAAGCCUGCUCCCAUGAUGGAGGCAAAGGGAUGCCUGGAUCCCAGGGAGGUCUUCUGCCCAGAGACCUGCAGACUCAAAACUGGGGAGGAAAGCCUUACUUCCCCCAAACUGGAGAACCUCAAAGCAGUGUGGCCCUUGGAUCCUCCUUAACUGGAGAGGAAGGUGGGAAGUUGGGGAGGAGUCCUCCAAAGUCCAUCUCUCCUCUUGCCCACCACCUCUGGGUUAGCCCCUUCCCCUGGCUGGACAUGGGCUGAAAUUGCAGGAUUUGAAGGGGUGGAGUUGGACCCAAGGUGGGGAGCAUUGCAGGGAAGGUGUGAAUGUGGAAAUGGGAAAAACCAAGACAGGGUGCCCCUCCUCUUUCACCAUAUUGCUAAGCAGACUAAGGAGACAUUCCUAAUCUCAACUUUUCUUCAGGGAGACGAGAAGAAAGUUUCUAUAAUUUCCAUCCUGCCCACAUGGGGAAAAUUAAGGGUCUAGCCUGGGGAGAGGACAGGGGUGGUUGUGUUCCCUGAGUCUUGUCUGGGGCCCAUCUCCCUAUUCCAGGCUAAGGUCUCCAGUCCCUUUCUCACCCCUCCAUGCAACUUCUCUCCCAUCCCUCUGAUUUCUAAGACCCUGGAAACCCCUGUCCCAUGCAGGCACUUCCUCCUCUCUCCAUUUCCCCAGGACCCAGGCAGGUGGGGUAGGGAGACACUGGCCUUCUCUGCUCUGUAAUACUCCACUGUGACCAUGAAUAAAAUGCCCUUGCAAACUGU
Messenger RNA from Pan troglodytes (chimpanzee), 2011 nucleotides. RefSeq names its product ETS variant transcription factor 3 like (gene ETV3L). The transcript is spliced from 6 exons. Bases 324 to 1409 code for a protein of 361 amino acids. The record is from RefSeq and is a predicted model, not a curated record. NCBI's taxonomy places the organism in Eukaryota, Metazoa, Chordata, Mammalia, Primates, Hominidae. Gene Ontology annotation, molecular function: sequence-specific DNA binding; DNA-binding transcription factor activity, RNA polymerase II-specific. Gene Ontology annotation, biological process: cell differentiation; regulation of transcription by RNA polymerase II. Gene Ontology annotation, cellular component: nucleus.